UAAGGUCGAGGCCAUAUUGUUGUUGACGGGUUGAGUGGCUUAUUUAGGUUAGAUAACACGUAGUCGCGCACAUUGUCGUUGACAUUGGUUGAGUUUCAUUGCGAGGAGAAUCAAGAUGAGUGGAGCUAACCCCAUCGACACAGAACCGAUCACCCUGACGAGGUUUAUAUUGGCGGAGCAGAAAAAGCAUCCCUCAGCCACCGGGGACUUUUCACAACUCAUCAACUUUAUACAAACGGCGGUUAAAGCGGUGUCGUCGGCAGUCAGAAAGGCUGGCAUUCACAAAAUUUUUGGUAUGUCCGGUACUGAAAAUGUUACCGGCGACGACCAGAAGAAAUUGGACGUUUUGGCCAAUGACCUCUUCAUCAACAUGCUGAAGUCCUCCUACCUCACCUGUCUACUGGUAUCCGAGGAAAACGAGAAUGCCAUUGUGGUGGAAACUGAGAAAAGUGGUAAAUAUAUUGUGACCUUUGACCCUUUAGAUGGUUCUUCAAACAUUGACUGCCUGGUGUCCAUUGGCUCCAUUUUUGCUAUUUAUAGAAAGAAAGAUGACGGUCCCGCUACAGAGAAGGACGCCCUGCAGAGUGGGAGGGAGCUGGUGGGGGCAGGGUAUGCCCUGUAUGGCAGCGCCACCAUGAUUGUCCUCUCCAUAGGGAACGGGGUCAACGGAUUCAUGUUGGAUCCAUCCAUUGGAGAAUUCAUCCUGACUGAACCUAACAUAAGAAUCAAGCCACGGGGAAAGAUCUACUCAAUCAAUGAGGGCUACGAACAGUUCUGGGACGCUGCUACUUCCGAGUAUGUACAGAGCAAGAAGAGGCCCAAGACGGGUAAACCCUAUGGAGCCAGGUACAUUGGGUCUAUGGUAGCAGACGUUCAUAGAACACUGGUCUAUGGGGGAAUAUUCAUGUACCCCGGCACUACAGAGGCACCCAAGGGAAAGCUAAGAAUGUUGUACGAGAGCAUCCCCAUGGCUUACAUAGUGGAACAAGCUGGGGGGCUCGCUGUUACCGGAACAAAGAACAUUCUAGACAUUGUUCCAAAGUCGAUCCAUGAGAGGUGUCCUGUGUUCAUGGGGUCAAAGGAUGACGUCCAAGAUGUCAUCGAUCUCUACAAAAAGCACGGCCUUUAAAAGUCCUGUGUCAGACGAAACUCCAGUUUAAAAAAAAACUAUUUUCAGUGGGUUUAUGCAAGUCUCUUCCAUUAAAAGCAUGAUUCAUAUUGUUUAUUUCUGUGCAUUUAUUGUAAUUAUGGUUUUUUUUAUACAUGUAUGUGGAAAGUUUGGUGUUUUUGUAAAAUGUAGAUGCUUUAUGGUAUAGCUAGUGCAAUCGGAAUUUCAAUAGCAACUGAAAUAGCAGGGUUUGCUAUUUUAUAUUGAUUUGUUCUAAUUAAGCUUUAAUAUUAUUACUGUGGUUACUUUUAUGUUAAUAUACAUGUCUUGUAUAUAUUUUAAGUGAAUUUUUGUGAAUGAUUUGGUCACAGGUUUUCAUUCAUUUGAAAAAAAAAUGUUCAAAACAAGACUAGAAAGUGCAGACAAAUGUUUUUUUUUUUCAUGCAAAUUUUGAAUUUGCAAAAGAAUAUUUUUUUUUUACAAGUUAUGUAUCAUUUAUUUGUCACUAAGUGACACACAUUCUUGAUACAUAAUAUAAUUCAUGAAAUCCUGAUAAUAAUAAUGCCAUGAUAUUAAAUAUUUUCCAGAAUUUAAGUGAUUGUGCUCUAAUAAACACUUGUAUUUUG
This is a messenger RNA of Magallana angulata, 1734 nucleotides long. Its product is annotated as fructose-1,6-bisphosphatase 1-like. The record is from RefSeq and is a predicted model, not a curated record. NCBI's taxonomy places the organism in Eukaryota, Metazoa, Mollusca, Bivalvia, Ostreida, Ostreidae. The coding region runs from base 116 to 1129 and encodes 337 amino acids. Gene Ontology annotation, cellular component: cytosol; cytoplasm. Gene Ontology annotation, biological process: sucrose biosynthetic process; fructose metabolic process; fructose 1,6-bisphosphate metabolic process. The transcript is spliced from 7 exons. Gene Ontology annotation, molecular function: fructose 1,6-bisphosphate 1-phosphatase activity.